AUGAGGUCGUCCAUAUUGACCUUGUUGUUGCUAUUCUUCUUAUCUGCCGAAAUUUGGGCGAAGCCAACGUGGCCGAAACAUAUUAAAUAUAUUAUUAAAGAAAAACCACGGUUGAUAACCAUCCCUCAUCAUGUACCGUGGCCUAAACCCGUGCCGAUACCGAAACCGGUACCCAUAUUGAAGUCUCUACCUGUGGCCAAACCUGUGCCAGUGCCUCAUAUCGUACCGGUGAUUAAACAUAUACACAAGUAUGUUCCGGUUCCUAAAAUUGUACCUAUACCGAAACAUGUACCGGUACCCAAGCCGUAUCCAGUUCCGAAGAUUGUACAUGUCCCCAAGCCAGUAGUGGUGCCAGUACCGAAGCACGUUCCAGUACCCAAGCCUGUACCAGUGCCUGUAUACGUUAAAGUACCCAAGCCAUUCUUGGUACCCGUCCACAAGUAUGUACCAGUACCAGUACCGAAACCGGUUCACGUACACGUCGAAUUAAUCCGAGAGAAACCGAUCGUCAUCAAAAAACCAGUGCCUAUCAUGUAA
This is a messenger RNA of Centruroides sculpturatus (bark scorpion), 537 nucleotides long. RefSeq names its product zinc finger protein 512B-like. The record is from RefSeq and is a predicted model, not a curated record. NCBI's taxonomy places the organism in Eukaryota, Metazoa, Arthropoda, Arachnida, Scorpiones, Buthidae. The coding region runs from base 1 to 537 and encodes 178 amino acids. The transcript has a single exon.